This is a messenger RNA of Rotaria sp. Silwood2, 1161 nucleotides long. The record is from the annotation of a GenBank genome assembly. NCBI's taxonomy places the organism in Eukaryota, Metazoa, Rotifera, Eurotatoria, Philodinida, Philodinidae.
AUGAGACAAUUAUUUCGUUCUUCGAAGCGAAUAUUGCCAGGAUGGAAUCGACUUCUUCGACAUCAUCGUCAUUUACGACAUUUACAAGUUCGAACACAAGAUGGGUCUGAAGAAGAUGAAGAGGAAAAUUUAAAAGCUGAUGAUGAAGAGAUGAAGAUUAGCGGAGAUCAGUCACUUCUUCAUGGUGUCGAUCGCGAGCGUCCCGAGUAUCAUGUAUGUGCCAUGUUGGCUAAUAAUUUAGUUUCUGUUUAUCGACAAGAAGUGUUCGAAAUUCUUAAUUUAUAUGGUCUAUCACAUGAAAGCGACUUAUGGUGCCGAAAUUCUAGCAAAGGUCUUACUGGUGAACUUGAAGAUACCGCCUACACUGAACUUGAACAGCUGGUAGAUCGUACAAGGACUCAUCUCUUCAAUGAUCAAAUCGUUUAUUGUGAAAAUGAUCUUUGUAAUAUUGAUACAUCAAUUAAAAAGCUAUGCGUGCAAUGUCAAAAACGACAGCAAGCACUAGUAGUUGCAUGUUACUGUGGCUGUUACGAUGGAGAUCUUGCUUCGAAGCAAGCACCCAUUUUAAGUUUACCAUGGAUAUUUGCUUCGGCUCUCUUACAAAAUUGUGUAAGUCAAAAAUCACGACCAUCGCCAAGAGGUGUAUUGAUUACGGCGAUGAAUCAAACUAUUAUUGACUUAGUUUCGCAGAAAAGAUGGCUUCAAUUAAAUGGUCAGACCUUACGAUUUAGAACAUCGAGCAUUCCUUUUGUUGGUGAAUUUAAUGUUGACUUGACUCUUUGCGUAUUCAUUGAAAUACUUCAAAGCUAUAUGGGACCCAAAAAACAUCGAGAUUGGCCUCUCGUAUUAAGUCGUUUUAUACGAAGUACAUCAUUUUAUACAUUAUCGUCUGAACAAUCUCAAUUCACUGACGAAUGGAAACUCGUAUUAAAAUCGCAUCAAGUAGAUUUGGAAGAUGAUUAUGCGGGUAGCCUUCUUUCAAUUCGCUUGACAGAAGAGGACGAUCGUAAGAUGCACAAUUACUUUCAAGGUCUUCUUGACAUUUGUUUUAAUGAAGCACGAUCAACUAAUAAUAUAGACUUGCUGAAGAUCAGUGAAGAUGUUAUAUUAUUAUUGCAAAGGAUGGCUAUCAAUGAGACAAUUACAGAGAUGGCAUGGUAA